Messenger RNA from Etheostoma cragini (Arkansas darter), 2270 nucleotides. It is a transcript of the gene lef1, whose product is annotated as lymphoid enhancer-binding factor 1. Gene Ontology annotation, biological process: regulation of transcription by RNA polymerase II; canonical Wnt signaling pathway. Bases 843 to 1928 code for a protein of 361 amino acids. Gene Ontology annotation, cellular component: beta-catenin-TCF complex. The record is from RefSeq and is a predicted model, not a curated record. The transcript has 11 exons. Gene Ontology annotation, molecular function: RNA polymerase II cis-regulatory region sequence-specific DNA binding; DNA-binding transcription factor activity, RNA polymerase II-specific. NCBI's taxonomy places the organism in Eukaryota, Metazoa, Chordata, Actinopteri, Perciformes, Percidae.
ACACGGCGGUUACAUUACAUACACUGUGGAAGCAGUGCGGGAGCAGUGGGAAAGUCGGUCCACGGCGGUUUUUCCUCUCUACCUUCUUUUUCUGAUUGUUUUUAUGACUUUUGCUUUUAUCCCUCCUGCGUCGAGGAUGUAUGUUGAAGCAUGAAAGCGGCGUACAACUCUGCUUGUUGUCUUGUCUAACGUUAAGCGUUAAAACGGGUUCUCUUCUAGUUGCAUAUCCAUCAGUUUCCUUUUCACCUCCACACGGUGUUUUGGUUUUAUUAGCCUACUUUUUUUUCUCCUCCACUUUCAAGGACGAGACAGCUUCUUCCCUGGACCACCGAGGAAAUAUUAUUUCUCACUUUUAUAAAUGCACUUUUUAAAAAAACAUUUCCCAUUGGACCAUAUCCGUCAUCGGCUGUGUUCGUGUAACUGAAAAAAAAACUAGUGAUGAGACGUUAACUCGUGGUUUGGCUUUCUUUUUUCUUUUUUCCUCAUGACAUUGAGGCGUGCACCGGACUCUCGGUCUGAGCCUUUAUGUCUCAAGUUUUUUCGGGUCUGAGUUUCAGUCCUUUUCAAUUUAAACACUCGUGGUGAAAAAAGGACGCCGACACCAGCCACACUCCUCCUGUUGCUUCAGUAAAAACACACGGGCAGCGUGUUUGCACGCGCCUCUUCUCCGAGUGACUCACGGUCGACCCCUCGGUUCAAGAGGGGGACGUUUACACACUCGGUUCAGGGGAUUUUAGUGGGAGUUUUCCCCCCUCUGUAGUUUCGGACAGUGCUGGGUCGCGAGUGUGUGUGUGUCUUCAGUUUUCUUGGUGAAACAGAGUAAAAAUAAAUACAUUUAAAAAAUGCCACAGUUAUCAGGCGGCGGCGGAGACCCGGAGCUUUGCGCCACAGACGAAAUGAUCCCGUUCAAAGACGAAGGAGACCCGCAUAAGGAGCAGAUCUUCGCCGAGCUCAGCCACUCGGAGGAAGAGGGAGACCUGGCAGACAUCAAGUCAUCUCUGGUCAACGAGUCAGAGAGCAGCCCCAACAGCCACGAUGCAGCUAGACAGUCCCAAAUACAGCAAGAUUCAUAUCAUGAAAAACACAGAGACCAUUCUGAAGACGGAAAACUCCAAGACCUGUACAGUAAAGGCCAUCCAUACCAGGGCUACCCAGGCUACAUCAUGAUGAGCAACAUGAACGACUCCUACAUGAACAACGGCUCCCUCUCGCCGCCCAUGCCCAGAACGUCUAACAAAGUCCCUGUGGUGCAGCCGUCUCAUGCAGUCCACCCACUCACCCCACUGAUCACGUACAGUGACGAGCACUUCGCCCCAGGAUCCCAUUCUGGUCUUCAUCCCCAGGAUAUCAACAACAAACAAGGAAUGCAAAGGCAUCACCCCGGACCAGACAUGACCAACUUCUACUCCCUGUCUCCUGGAGGAGUCGGACAGAUCACGCCACCGCUGGGCUGGUUCUCACACCACAUGGUGCCCGGCCCCCCAGGUCCCCACGCCACAGGGAUCCCCCACCCGGCCAUCGUCAACCCACAGGUCAAACACGAGCCACCGCAUGAAACAGACAUCAUGCACAUGAAACCCCAGCACGAACAGAGAAAGGAGCAGGAGCCCAAAAGACCGCACAUCAAGAAGCCGCUAAACGCCUUCAUGCUUUACAUGAAAGAAAUGCGUGCGAAUGUGGUCGCCGAGUGCACGCUGAAGGAGAGCGCUGCCAUCAAUCAGAUCCUGGGACGAAGGUGGCAUGCUUUAUCUCGGGAAGAGCAAGCUAAGUAUUAUGAGUUAGCCCGCAAGGAACGGCAGCUCCACAUGCAGCUCUACCCAGGCUGGUCCGCUCGAGACAAUUAUGGAAAGAAGAAGAAGCGGAAGAGGGAGAAGAUGCAGGAAUCAGCCCCAGGUACAGGCCAGAGAAUGAAAACGGCGUACAUCUGAGAAUAUGGAGGAAAACGGAACAAUUUCUCCACAUGCAAAGCGAAGGCAGCAGCUACGGGCCCUCUGCUAGAGAUGGAGGCCUGUUAGAUUCCAUGAAGACCCUUAAAUCUCCAAACUGAAGCCUCCAGUUCUCAGAGGAUCCCUCCCCCCCGCCUCGACCCAUCUCUUCCAACCCCACCUAAACCUUACUCCCCCUUCCUUCAACACAAUCACAUGCCACCACCACCAAGAACACUUCACUGCUUGACUCUACUCCCGUUCUGAAGGCGCCUGCUGUAGAGACACUGAAGAAGACAAUCACGAUUAGUAGGCGCAGCAUCACGCAACCACAGUUCUCUCACC